Erinaceus europaeus (western European hedgehog) is the source of this 1701-nucleotide messenger RNA. It is a transcript of the gene CPA6, whose product is annotated as carboxypeptidase A6. Gene Ontology annotation, molecular function: zinc ion binding; metallocarboxypeptidase activity. The transcript has 11 exons. NCBI's taxonomy places the organism in Eukaryota, Metazoa, Chordata, Mammalia, Eulipotyphla, Erinaceidae. Bases 278 to 1594 code for a protein of 438 amino acids. The record is from RefSeq and is a predicted model, not a curated record. Gene Ontology annotation, biological process: proteolysis.
GGUUAAGGAUCAGGCUCAGCAGCUGUGCUGGGCUGGGCUGUGCUGGGCUGGGCUGUGUGUGCUGCUGCUUCUCUUCCCAAGACUAAGUUGUGAGAGCAACCUCCCUUUGGCUGCUGAAACUUUCCCCCCUGUGGCUGAGAGGUGUCACAGUUUGCUCACUCUCAACCCUUCUCCUCCAGCCCCUCCUCCUGUGUUUUUGGAGGGGGUGUCCCGAGCCACCUCCAGCCUCCAGUGAGGGUGAUUGCUGUAACUUUUGAGCUCCUCUCAUUGUAACGUUAUGAACUUCCUCGGGAAGUCCAGGAGUCAGACAGCUGCUUUUCUGCCUCUUUACUUACUUCUUCUGAAGAUUCUGCAGCCGGGGCAUAGUCACCUUUAUAGCAACCGCUAUGCUGGUGAUAUGGUGAUACAACUUAUUCCCAACACAGAAGAAAAAGUGGAUGCAGUAAAGAAUAUAUACCAUCAACUUAAGGUGGACCUGUGGCAGCCCAGCAGCAUCUCCUGUGUGUCAGCGGGAACAGUUACUGACGUCCAUAUUCCUCAUAAUGUUUCCUGGAACCUUUUGGCCUUCUUACAGAAAGCCAACAUCCAGUACAAGAUUCUCAUAGAGGAUCUUCAGAAAAUACUGGAAGAGGGAAGCAGUUUACAACCCCGGAGAAAUCGAAGAUCCCUUUCUGGAUAUAAUUAUGAGAUUUAUCACUCCUUAGAAGAAAUUCAAAGUUGGAUGCGCCAUAUGAAUAAAACUCAUUCAAGCCUCAUCCAGAUGUUCUCUAUUGGAAAAUCAUAUGAGGGAAGAUCUCUUUUUGUUUUAAAGCUGGGCAGAAGAUCACAAGCUUACAAAAGAGCUGUGUGGAUCGACUGUGGUAUUCAUGCAAGGGAAUGGAUUGGUCCUGCCUUUUGUCAAUGGUUUGUAAAAGAAGCUCUUCUAACACAUAGGAGUGAUCCCACCAUGAGGAAAAUGUUGAAUCAUCUAUAUUUCUAUAUCAUGCCUGUGUUUAAUGUUGAUGGAUAUCAUUUCAGCUGGACCCAUGAUCGAUUUUGGAGAAAAACAAGAUCAAGGAACUCAAGGUUUCGCUGCCGAGGAGUUGAUGCCAAUCGAAACUGGAAAGUGAAAUGGUGCGAUGAAGGUGCUUCUAUGCAUCCCUGUGAUGACACAUACUGUGGACCUUUCCCAGAAUCUGAGCCAGAAGUGAAAGCUGUAGCUAACUUCCUCCGAAAACACAGGAAGUACAUUAGGGCUUAUCUCUCCUUUCAUGCUUACGCUCAGAUGUUGCUAUAUCCCUAUUCUUACAAAUAUGCAACAAUCCCCAAUUUUAGUUGUGUGGAAUCUGCAGCUUAUAAAGCUGUGAAUGCACUCCGGUCGGUCUAUGGGGUACAGUACAGAUAUGGACCUGCCUCCAGCACCUUAUAUGUGAGUUCUGGUAGCUCAAUGGAUUGGGCCUACAAGAAUGGAAUACCUUAUACAUUUGCCUUUGAAUUACGUGACACUGGGCAUUUUGGAUUUUUACUCCCAGAGAUGCUCAUCAAACCCACCUGUACAGAGACCAUGCUAGCAGUGAAGAACAUCACAAUGCACUUGCUGAAGAAGUGUCCUUGAAAAAACUCAAUGAUAAGACAUCAGGAGAGCUGAUUCUAAGCACGGACACUUAGGUGAAUAUUAUUUUUAAAGAAGGAGGAAUUGUUUAAAAUCCACUAUGUAUAGAA